This is a messenger RNA of Drosophila nasuta, 2334 nucleotides long. RefSeq lists its product as uncharacterized. NCBI's taxonomy places the organism in Eukaryota, Metazoa, Arthropoda, Insecta, Diptera, Drosophilidae. The record is from RefSeq and is a predicted model, not a curated record. Gene Ontology annotation, cellular component: plasma membrane. Gene Ontology annotation, biological process: detection of chemical stimulus involved in sensory perception of smell; sensory perception of smell. Bases 1 to 2334 code for a protein of 777 amino acids. The transcript has 5 exons. Gene Ontology annotation, molecular function: odorant binding; olfactory receptor activity.
AUGGACAUCAACAGUUUGAGUUAUUUUAAGAUUCACUGGAUAGUAUGGAAGAUACUAGGACUAGACGCCCAAUAUAAGAAUUGGAAACCCAUGGUAAUCAUCAACAUUGUCACCUUGCAUCUAGCAUUCAACAUCGGAUAUCCAUUCCAUCUGGCCAUGUCAAUGUUUCGCAAUGGAAAUCUCACGGAUGAUAUAAAGAACCUAACGACAUUUGCCGUUUGCUUCGCUGGAACCCUAAAAUCGGCAAUUUACGUACUCAAAUUCUAUAAAAUUAGACAAAUGGAGCAAAUAAUCGAGCUAUUAGACUUGCGAAUUAACGGAGAGGAAGAAACGGACAUUUACAUUAAGUUGAGACGACAAUUGCGAAAUAUCCUGUAUGGAUUUGCUAGUAUUUAUUUGAUAGUCGGAAUUUUUGCGGAGUUAUCGUUCUUGUUUCAGACAGAGCGAGGCCUCAUGUAUCCCGCUUGGAUUCCAUUUGAUUGGCAAAAUUCUACUCUCAACUAUUACGUCGCUAAUGUUUAUCAGGUUACGGGAAUUAGCUAUCAUCUCGUACAGAACUUUGCCAACGAUUGUUAUCCCGCUAUGAUGUUAUGCCUGAUCUCGGGUCAUAUCAAGUUGCUCUACAGACGAUUGGAAAAUAUUGGAUUCAAUGAUCCAUCAGAUGCUGAAGCUCAAAAGGAUUUGGAGAACUGCAUUACGGACCAUAAACGCUUGCUUAAACUAUUUCAAACCUUGGAAUCCUUUAUGUCACUGUAUGUAUGUCAGUUUGCUGUAACGGGAAUUAACCUUUGCAUUGCCAACGCAGCUGUUUGGUUCUUUGUCACUGAACCAAUAGGUCGGACAUAUUUCUUAUUCUACGCAAUGGGUGUUCCUAUACAGAUCUUUCCUACUUGCUACUACGGCACGGAGACUGAGCAAUCGUUUGAAGAACUUCCUUAUGCCGCCUUCAGCAGUAAUUGGAUUAAUCAGAGUCGCAGUUUCAAGCAGAAAUUACGAAUUUUUGUAGAAUGUUCACUCAAAAAGAACACUGCUCUUGCUGGUGGAAUGCUUCGCAUCCAUGUGGAUACAUUUUUCUCAACUCUUAAAUUUGCUUACUCUCUUUUAACCAUCCUACUUCAAAUGCAAAAGUGGCAACGCCAGAGAGCACCACGUCUGCAUUUCGAUUUAACAGUAGAACAAAAGCUGCAGGACAACGACAUGGCAAUCGACAGUCUGAUUUUCUUUCGGAGUCACUGGACCGUUUGGAGGAUACUUGGCCCAGCAUAUCGUCAAGUGACAUGGAUAAAACUCUAUAUAGUCUACAACAGCAUAAUGCACCUUUUAAUCACCAUUGGAAAUCCUCUGCAUUUGGGUAUAACCCUUUUUCGUAACGGCAAUCUCACGGAUGACAUCAGAAACCUCACGUUCUUUGCCACUUGCCUUGCUUGCUCCUUGAAGUUCAUUAUAUACACGUAUAACUUUGAUAAAGUGACGAGAAUGGAAAAGCUUCUUGUGCAAUUGGAUUCGCAUGUUAAACACCCAGCUGAAAUGAAGAUAUAUCAUCGUCUGAAAAUCCAAUUGAAUGUAAUUCUCUAUGUGUUCAUUGGCAUUUGUAUAUUUAGUGCCGCCUCCGCUGAGUUGGGAUUCCUAAUGCAAGAAGGACGCGGACUCUUGAAUCCCGCUUGGUUUCCAUUCGAUUGGCGAAAUUCUAAUCGCAAUUUUUACAUUGCUAAUUUUUAUCAGAUGCUUGGUUCAGUCUAUCAACUGAUGCAAAACUAUGUAAACGAUUGUUAUCCCGUCGUUAUGUUGUGUCUUAUCUCAGCCCACAUCAAAAUGCUCUACAUACGCGUGGAGCAACUGGGAUUGAAUGAUUCAGAGGAUGCUGCGGUUCAGAUUGAGUUGGAGAACUGCAUAGCGGAUCACAAACACUUGCUAGAACUGUUCCACACCCUGGAGUCCUUCAUGUCCUUGCCAAUGCUUAUCCAAAUCGUUGUGAGUGCCGUAAACGUUUGCGUGAGCAUUGCAGGAGUGUUGUUCUUUAUAACUGCUCCCAUGACUCGUGCUUAUUUUGUCAUUUACGCCAUGGCAAUGCCUUUGGAAAUCUUUCCCACCUGCUAUUACGGCACGGACAAUGAGAUUUGGUUUGGCAAGCUUCCGUAUGCAGCUUUUAGCUGCAACUGGAUGGAUCAGAGUCGCAGCUUCAAAAGGAAUCUGAUGCUGUUUGUCGAACGUUCACUAAAGCGGAGCACUGCCAUGGCUGGUGGAAUGCUUCGCAUCCAUGUGGACACCUUUUUCUCUACUCUUAAAUUUGCCUAUUCUCUGUUCACAAUCCUACUGCAAAUGCGAAACCCGUAA